Molecule: messenger RNA, 1632 nt
Organism: Penicillium paradoxum
Lineage: Eukaryota; Fungi; Ascomycota; Eurotiomycetes; Eurotiales; Aspergillaceae
Product: MFS transporter
Exons: 4
Coding region: 1-1632 (543 amino acids)
Biological process (GO): transmembrane transport
Molecular function (GO): transmembrane transporter activity
Source: RefSeq, a predicted model, not a curated record
AUGGCCCGGACAGAACAUGACUAUCGCACCAGCAUAUCUAACGAUGACACCGAAUCGCGUCGCAGCAGUCACGGCAUAGAUCAAAUUGCAACGUUAGAAAAGCAAAGCACUACCACCUCGGGCUUCUCGGCAUUUGAACAGCGCACACAGUCUAUAGUGUCGCGCAUUCGGAGUCGAGAACCUGGCCAAACGGCAAAGUUCAAUCAUCCCCUCACCCACACCCAGACCAGCCCUGAUGUCAUCGUUGAUUUUGAGGGACCGGAUGAUCCAUACAGGCCCCUGAACUGGGGGUUCAAGAAGAAAGCAAUCACAACCGUUCUAUAUGGAUUAACGACUAUGGGUUCAACGUGGGCGAGUUCCAUCUACUCGACAGGCCAAGCACAAAUUAGCGAGGAGUUUGGCAUCUCGAACGAGGUCUCCACACUGGGCACCUCACUACUGUUGUUCGGUCUGGGAUUGGGUCCAUUGAUCUGGGCACCUCUGUCAGAGUUAUAUGGCCGCAAAACUGCCGUUUUGCCCCCUUACUUUCUUGCGGCUAUCUUUUCCUUUGCGACGGCCACUGCGAAAGAUGUACAGACGAUCAUGAUUACUAGAUUCUUCACGGGCUUCUUCGGCUCGGCUCCCGUGACUAACACCGGCGGGGUUCUGAGUGAUAUUUGGAGCGCCGAAGAGCGCGGAGCCGCUAUUGUCGGCUAUGCCAUGGCUGUAGUAGGCGGGCCUGUUAUUGGGCCUAUUGCAGGAGGUGCCAUCGUCCAAAGUAACCUAGGGUGGCGUUGGACUGAAUAUAUCACCGGUAUCAUGAUGAUCUUCUUUCUAGUCAUGGAUAUCCUUUUUGUCGACGAGAGCUAUCCACCCGUCCUAUUGGUAUACAAGGCGCGACGACUUCGCUUUGAAAGUGGCAAUUGGGCGCUUCAUGCACGCCAUGAAGAGUGGGACGUAACUCUGAAAGAAAUAGGCAACAAGUACCUCGUCCGACCUUUCCAACUCCUCGCAACUCCGAUUUGCUUCCUCGUCGCUCUCUACGCAUCAUUCGUCUACGGAAUUCUCUACCUCAGUCUAGCAGCCUUCCCUAUCGUCUUUCAAGAACUCCGUGGCUGGAACCAAGUCGUCGGAGCCUUACCCUUCCUCGCCUACCUAGUCGGCAUUCUGAUGGGCGGAGCUAUCAAUCUUGCCAAUCAGAAGUUCUACAUUAAGCGCUUCAAAGCGAACAACAAUCGCCCGAUGCCCGAAGCCCGGCUCCCGCCUAUGAUGAUUGGUUCUGUACUCUUCGCAAGUGGCCUGUUCGUCUUCGGCUGGACAAGCCCUAAAAAUAUUCACUGGAUCUGUCCGAACAUGGGUGCAGUUCUAAUGGGCUUCGGUUUCUUCACAAUCUUCCAAGCCGCGCUCAACUACCUUAUUGAUACUUUCCAAAAGUUCUCCGCUAGCGCAAUCGCAGCGAAUACUUUCCUGCGGUCUAUGUUCGCGGGCUGUUUCCCGCUCUUUACAACCGCCAUGUUCCAUAAUCUCGGUGUUCCUUGGGCUGCUAGCGUGUUGGGAUUCAUUUCUGUCGCCCUAAUCCCUAUUCCAUUCCUUUUCUAUCGUUACGGGAAGCGCAUCCGAGCACGGGGGACGUGGUCGCGGGACUCUGUUUGA